ACGCUAUUUCUCUUUAGAACACCAGUCUUCUUUUCAGUCAUGUCUGGUCGCGGCAAAGGUGGUAAGGGUCUGGGCAAAGGCGGCGCCAAGCGCCACCGCAAAGUCCUGCGCGAUAACAUCCAGGGCAUCACCAAGCCCGCCAUCCGCCGCCUGGCCCGGCGCGGGGGAGUGAAGCGCAUCUCCGGCCUCAUCUACGAGGAGACCCGCGGCGUGCUGAAGGUGUUCCUGGAGAACGUGAUCCGCGACGCCGUCACCUACACGGAGCACGCCAAGCGCAAGACCGUCACCGCCAUGGACGUGGUCUACGCGCUCAAGCGCCAGGGCCGCACCCUCUACGGCUUCGGCGGCUGAGCUGCUCAGGAACUCACUGUCAUUUGCAAAGGUCCUUUUUAGGGCCACCACACGAUCAACAAAAAGGGCUUAAGCUUCUAAAUGGCUUUUGUAGCCACUGCCUCUACAGGAAUGAUGGUGACAUGGGAAACAAAUGCUGCGUUCAAGGAUGUAAAAUUUAAGGUUGGCGGGAUCGGACUGGAGGUUUACAGCACAUGGAGUAUUGCAUGCUAAGGAAUGAUGAGCUUUGUUUUUGCCUUCAUUUCAUGGUUAAUCUAGAAUUUAUAUCCUGUUAGUCUCCAUAGUUGGAAUUGCAAAGCACUAAAGCGGCUGGGUGGUGGUGUGCAUGAAUUUAAUACCAGCAGGCAGAUACAAGGCCGGGCAGGUCUGUACAGAGAAUUCUAAAACAGGAGCACUACAGUGAGAAACUCAAGAAUAAUUAAGAGUAGUUUGGGAUUACAGGGAAUUUUAUCGCCACUAUAGACUACUAUGCUUAGUCUCUCGAGCUAGUAAUGGUACUUUUAGAAUGGAGGCUCUGGAACAAUUUGCAGUCACUGAGCCAGUUGAGGUUGUUUUUUGUUUGCUUUCCCAGUCUUUCAGGGUUGUGAGGAGCUUACCGGACUGUUUGUUUAUCCUGUAUAUUUAUCUGUUAACACGUUAUCAUUGCCUACCCCAGUUUUCAGUUCGAGCCCAUUUCACUGACCACUCUUUACUUGGUUAUUUCAGAAGUAAUUUGAAUGCCCUAAUGUUUCGAAGUCACCUUUUGAAUGUCAAAUAUUAGUCUUUUUGUUUUGUUUAUCCUGAUUGUCCUAGAACUCUAUGUAGGUAGCUCCCCUCCCCUCCCCACCCGCACCCCAAGGUAUUAAAGGUGUGUGCCUACCCA
Messenger RNA from Apodemus sylvaticus (European woodmouse), 1213 nucleotides. Its product is annotated as histone H4. Lineage: Eukaryota; Metazoa; Chordata; Mammalia; Rodentia; Muridae. Gene Ontology annotation, molecular function: DNA binding; protein heterodimerization activity; structural constituent of chromatin. The record is from RefSeq and is a predicted model, not a curated record. The transcript has a single exon. Gene Ontology annotation, cellular component: nucleosome. The coding region runs from base 40 to 351 and encodes 103 amino acids. Gene Ontology annotation, biological process: nucleosome assembly.